Molecule: messenger RNA, 1277 nt
Organism: Cucumis sativus (cucumber)
Lineage: Eukaryota; Viridiplantae; Streptophyta; Magnoliopsida; Cucurbitales; Cucurbitaceae
Product: ER lumen protein-retaining receptor erd-2.2
Exons: 6
Coding region: 274-1095 (273 amino acids)
Biological process (GO): protein retention in ER lumen
Cellular component (GO): membrane
Molecular function (GO): ER lumen protein retrieval receptor activity
Source: RefSeq, a predicted model, not a curated record
UGAAUAAUUUAAUACUCAGUGGGAUCAGUUCUUUAACAAUGGAGUUCGCUAAUGCUCUCAUUAAUGGCGAAACUAAUUACCCUUUUCAUUAUUGUACUGACAUCUCAUACCCGUUGCCCGCCACACUUCAAUUGGGACUCAAUUUAAAGGAGGGACCAAACAGGGAUUCAAAUUGGUUACCUAAUUUGUUCACCAACUCUCUGAGCUUACGAUUUCUUAGAGGGUAUCGGGUUUUAGUGAAAUUUUAGGGUUAGAAGAGAGGAUUGAGGAGAAAUGAAGGUACCCAGGAGGCCGAUUCAUGCAAUUACGUCAUGGGUUCGGAGGCAACCCCCGAAGAUGAAAGCGUUUUUAGGAGUAGCGUCUGCGAUUAUUUCUCUUGUUCUUCUCUAUGUGAUGGUUCAUGAUCACAACAAGCUCUUUGUGGCCGCUGAGGCUGUUCAUGCCAUUGGAAUUGCGGUUCUUAUUUAUAAGCUCAUGAAGGAGAGGAGUUGUGCAGGUCUUUCGCUCAAGUCGCAGGAAUUAACGGCUUAUUUUCUAGCUGCAAGACUCUAUUGCAGCUUUGUGAUCGAAUAUGAUGUGCACACAUUUCUUGAUUUGGCUACUUUAGUAGCAACUCUUUGGGUCAUUUACAUGAUUCGUUAUAAGCUCAAAGCCAGCUACAUGGGAGACAAAGAUAACUUCAAAGUUCUAUACUUGGUGGUACCAUGUAUUUUACUAUCCAUUUUGAUUCACCCGACACCUCCAAGAGUUUCUUUGUUACAAAGAAUUUUCUGGGCUUUUUGUGUUUACCUUGAAGCUGUUUCGGUUCUACCUCAGUUGCGAGUCAUGCAGAACAUAAAGAUCGUUGAGCCAUUCACUGCACACUAUGUAUUUGCCUUGGGGGUUGCCAGAUUCCUGAGCUGUGCGCAUUGGAUUCUUCAGAUGGUAGCAACUCGUGGGGGGCUGCUGGUAGCGUUGGGAACUGGAUUCUGGCCACCAAUGGUUCUCCUUGCAGAAAUUGUCCAAACUUUUGUUCUUGCAGAUUUUUGUUAUUACUACGUCAAAAGUGUUCUUGGCGGUCAGCUUGUCGUACGCCUUCCUGCCGGAGUAGUCUAAGAUAGAGAUAGCCGACUGGCUGCUUGUUUCCGCAGAGUGAAUGCCCGUUAUCUGUACAUAUUUCUUUUUUCUUUUGUAGCGAACGCUGUGACCGAACUGGAAAAAGAAAUGCUUCCUAAACUGGUGUAUAUGCAUCCUACAUUAUAAUCACAAAAAUAAUAAAGGAUGCUAUUGACAUUUCA